Molecule: messenger RNA, 1215 nt
Organism: Umbelopsis ramanniana AG
Lineage: Eukaryota; Fungi; Mucoromycota; Umbelopsidomycetes; Umbelopsidales; Umbelopsidaceae
Exons: 5
Biological process (GO): amino acid transmembrane transport
Cellular component (GO): membrane
Molecular function (GO): L-amino acid transmembrane transporter activity
Source: RefSeq, a predicted model, not a curated record
AUAGGAUUAUUUGGCGCGGUCAUGUUGAUCGUUGGCCGUGUGGUUGGAUCUGGAAUUUUUGCAUCCCCCGGUCCUCUGUUCGCCCAGGUGAAUAGUGUUGGCAUGGCGUUGGUGCUUUGGACGGUUACAGGAAUGAUUACGGCAGUUGGAGCCUUAGCCUAUGCUGAACUGGCAACAGCAUUUCCAGCUUCAGGAGGUGAAUACAUUUAUCUUCGUAAAGCUUUCGGUCCACUCCGAAAAAAUCCCAUUCCAUUUGUGUUUGCAUGGGCGGCAUCGUUUGUUGCCUUUCCUUUAGCCAUGGCAAGUAUCGCCAAUGUAUUUGCAAAGUACUUGCUUUACCUUGCCUACUAUCACCCUGGCAUGGCCGCGGACAAGAUACCUGCUCCGCCAAACUACGCCGUAAAGCUUGUUGCAGUUGCAUGCAUAUGGGCUGUAGCCAUCUUCAACAUGGUGUCUCGUAGUAGUGGAAACUAUGUACAAAAUGUCACGGCAGUUGCAAAAUUUAUUGGAUUGUUUAUCAUUUGCAUUGUGGGGAUCGUUUGGCUGGCCAAGGGUACCUACCUCUUUCACUUUCAGAACGCAUUCGAAGGAUCCAGUACCACUUUUUGGCCAUAUGGAACGGGCAUAUACUUGGCGUUAUUUUCUUACAAUGGCUGGAAUAACGCCACUUAUUCUACUGGUGAAUUACGAAAUCCUAAUCGCAAUAUCCCUCUUGCAGUCGCCAUCUCCACCUUAUCAGUAACAUUCAUUUAUGUUUUGACGAACGUAGCAUAUUUCGCAACUCUUCCCUUGGAUAUCAUCAAGACUAGCUCAGUCACCGCUCUAAACGUAGGUGUUAAUACUAUGGGCCCUCCAGGAGCAUACAUUUUGACAAUCUUUGUCAUGUUCUCCACCUUCGGUACUGUUAACGGUAACAUGUUCUCAGCAUCAAGAGUUCUGCUUGCUACGGCUCAAAACGGAAUUCUUUUGCCGAAAUUCCUCGCUUACGUCCACCCUACUCGAAAGACUCCAAUUGUUGCCCUCUUCGUCAUAGCUGUCAUCACAAGUGCCUUGACCGCCCCAGGAGACUUCACAUUUUUGAGCAAAAUGGUGACGCUGGUCCAAUGGAUAUUUUAUUGCGCAGCCGUCGUCGGGCUUUGUUAUAUGAGGAUCUUCCACUCCGAGCGAUUGGAAAAACGUGCCAUCAAAGUACCUCUACCGCUACUCUUAAUCUUC